Messenger RNA from Spirodela intermedia, 2478 nucleotides. The record is from the annotation of a GenBank genome assembly. Lineage: Eukaryota; Viridiplantae; Streptophyta; Magnoliopsida; Alismatales; Araceae.
AUGCAGGUUGACGGGAGUACGCGAAGGGGGAGUUUCCCCCUACUGUUGCCGGAAGAUUUGGUUGCUGAUGGAUUCCCCUCCUCUUCGUCUUGCUCCUCCUCCUCCUCGUCUUCAUUGCUUUCUUCAUCAUCCAGUUCCUCCGUAGGGCCAACUGCGCACUUAAACUAUAUAGAGCACCGGGUGUCCAAGAUGGAUACCCUUGCCGGUGUUGCCAUAAAAUAUGGAGUCGAGGUAAAUUCGUUCUCCUUUUGUCUCUAGCAUUCUAGAUUUGGAUUCUCAUCUCCCUGCAUCGAAUGUGGAGAGACGCGAAAUAAUUAGCUGAAUUAUGAACAGGCCUCAACGAGGCCGCUUGUUUUCUUCCCAUUGCAAUCUACCUCGAUUGCGUGGAAGGGAUCACUGUGUUCAGUUAUGCAUCGAUGCUGAUACCCUUCCUUUUUCUCCUCCUUGCCUUUUAUGGCGUUCGGCCUGUCUCGCAUUGUGUUCUUGUCGGUGGAUGUGUCUGCAGUCAUUUUUUCCAAAAUUUGCAUUUCCUUCAACAAUGCUAAGGAUCAUGCUCGAUAUCAGGUAGCAGAUAUCAAACGGAUGAAUUCAUUGGUCACAGAUCUUCAGAUGUUUGCCCUCAAAUCACUUAAGAUUCCGUUACCAGGGAGGCAUCCCCCUUCCCCCAUAACGUCAAAUAGUCCCGCUUGCAACAGGUACGCUUCUUCUCUCGUAUUUCGUCGCGCAACUACUUGAUGCUCUGCACUAAUGGACCUUAGCUUCAUGAUCCAUUUGAUUUCUCGUUGUAUCAUCACAUGAACCGUCUGAACGGUUACUUUUUAGUUUUUCCCCAGCCAUGAAAUGUGUAUAGCCGCAUUAGUGUGUGGUUUGGUUUUUCCUGCUGGUGUAGUAUUUCCCUUUCUCUCUGAUCUCUUCAGUUUGAAGGGUAGAGUCGUUGUCUACUGGGUCUCUCCUCCAUGCUCAAGUGACCAUUGUGCUCACAUCUAGAGGCAGAGUUCGUUCGUCUAAGGACACCCAGUGCCCUUUUUAGUGUGAGUGGUGUAGCUCGCGAUGUCUGAUAUCACAUGGCAUCCCUUUCAUAGACGGGAAAAUUCAUUAAAACUUUAGCCUAUAUAUUUCUUGUUUGAAUACCGUCGUACUAGUCUCAUGGCGCUGCGAUUCACAUGGUAUAUGACCAUAGUUCAUGGUGAAAAAUGAACAUGGCUUUUACUUGUUACAAUGAUUCUGAUGAAUCUGUUUGAUAGUUGGGUGAAUUUUCCGAACAUCAAUCAAAAAGAUUUAUGACAUCUUAGAAAAUUUUGCGAAUUGUAGAAUUUUUUUUCCAAGUUACUUUAAGUCGGAUGUGCUGGUAAUAACGGUUCCCUCAUGCUCACAUUUGCUUACCACGUUCAGUCUUGUUGAAAAGAAGCCAAAGCCUAGCACUUUUAUACUCACAUUUGCUUGUUGUAUGCUCCUUGAGAGGCUGACAUAACAGUGAAAACUCCCGAGUUUCGCAUAAUACAGCGGAUGCUCAUUUGGGUGACUACUUGGGUUCACUGUUUCGAUCACUAUCAUAUCAUUCUUUCAAAGAAACCAUACCUAGGUUGCAUUCGAAUGUAACCAGUUAUUUGUACUUCUCAAUCACGACCCUUUAUACUGGAUUAUGAGUUGGUUUACAUUCUUGUUGGCUUGGAAGUCAUAACUGACCAUGUAUCAAUGAUUGUUCUCUGUCUGCUCCAUUAAUGAUCCAAACUAUUAGUUUUUUCUCUACUCCUGUUUAUUUUUACAAUUUCUCAUCAUGCUUCGAAUUAUGACAGGGAUCAAAACAUGGGGCAGCAGCCUCACGCAAAUUUUCUUGAAUCCUUACGGUCACACCAGGUAAAAGCUCCACAACGAAGGGUUAGCCUUGCAAUGAGCAGUUUGCUGGGAUAUUAUGGUCUCAGUAGCCCCGAAAAUGAUCCAAAAGGUGAAGGAACAGAAAUGGCCGUCUAUGGAGCCCAAAUUUCAGAGCCGAGUUAUAACAGCCACCAAAGGUCAAGAAGCCUGGUCAAUGGGUUUCUGUUGGAAAAUGGUCAUUCAGUUCAAGGUGCUGCUAUUGUUGAAGCCACGGAGAAUUGUGAAACUGAUAGAUCUGGCAGUGAGAAGCCUGUUAGAAGGCGUCAGAAGAUUGACGUCGAGUCCCCUGAGUUGUCAUUGAAGGAAGAUAGUGACGGUGCUUUCUCUGGGAAAACAGAAAAGAGCCUUGCACCAAGACCAAAAUCUAUUAAUCGGCUAGACUUUGAUUCUGGCUUCUUAGCUGCCAGUCCAAUGGGAGAUUCGAUUUUGGCAAAUGGAGUCAAAAAGUCAUCAAGCACCUCGAAUUUGUUGGAAUCAGAAGGUAGUUCCUCGAUGUGGUUGACUUCUAAGUGGGCAAUGAAACCAGACGCCACAUCGAAGCCCUUGUUCGAUGGAUUACCAAGACCAAUUACAUUUCGGAGAAACAAAGCCGCUAUGGAUUAG